This is a messenger RNA of Phragmites australis (common reed), 411 nucleotides long. RefSeq names its product small ribosomal subunit protein bS16m/bS16c-like. Gene Ontology annotation, cellular component: ribosome; small ribosomal subunit. Gene Ontology annotation, molecular function: structural constituent of ribosome. Gene Ontology annotation, biological process: mitochondrial translation. The coding region runs from base 1 to 411 and encodes 136 amino acids. The record is from RefSeq and is a predicted model, not a curated record. The transcript is spliced from 3 exons. NCBI's taxonomy places the organism in Eukaryota, Viridiplantae, Streptophyta, Magnoliopsida, Poales, Poaceae.
AUGGUGGUGCGGAUCCGGCUGGCCCGGUUCGGCUGCCGGAACAAGCCUUUCUACUGGGUGAUGGCCGCCGACAGACGCUCCCCGCGCGAUGGCAACCACCUCGAGGUCCUCGGAUACUACAACCCGCUCCUCGGGCAGGAUGUUGGCAAGAGGAUGGGGUUGAAAUUCGAUCGAGUGAAGUACUGGCUGUCAGUUGGGUCACAGCCAUCAGAUCCUGUGCAGCGCAUACUCUUUCGUGCAGGAAUUCUACCUCCCCCUACCAUGCUAGCUAUGGCGCGCAAGGGCGGGCCUCGCGGUAGACAUCCUAUUGAUCUGAUGACUGGACGCCCUUUGGAUCUUGAAGGUGUCACAAUUGUGAAUGAUCCUAGCACUCCAGAUGUUGGUGAUGGAGCACCCAAUGUGGCUGCAUGA